AUGAAAAUCAAACGACAUCUGUGGGUUAUUUUUGGGAGUCAAACAGGAUCAGCACAGGAUGUUGCAGAAUAUCUUGAAAGAGGGGCAAGAAGACGUUUGUUUGAUACAUAUAUAUGUCCAGGAGAAGAUAUUUUGAUUGAAGAUUUUAUUGAAGCAAGAUUAGUUAUUUUUGUAUGUUCAACAACAGGACAAGGUGAAAUGCCGGAUAAUAUAAAACCCUUAUGGAGAUUUUUGCUUAGAAAAGAUUUACCAGAAAAUUUUCUUGAAAAUAUGGAGUUUGCAGUAUUUGGUAUUGGUAGUACACUUUAUCCUAAAUAUAACUGGUCAUCUAAAAAACUAUAUAGACGUUUACUUCAACUUGGUGCACAAUCAAUUUAUAAACGUGGAGAAGCAGAUGAACAACAUGAACAGGGAAUUGAUGGAGCUUUAAUUCCAUGGUCAGAAGAACUUUGGAGGAUUUUAUUAGAAAAAUAUCCAAUUCCAAAAGGAUAUGAUAUAUACCCAGAAACCUUACUUUUAUCAUCAUCAUUUUUUGUGAACUUAAAUAAAGCAAAAGUGUCAUCCACUACUUAUUCAAUUCAUAGAGCAAAUGUUAUUAAAGUAACUGUUUCUCAAAAUCUACGUAUAACAUCGCAAGAUCAUUGGCAAGAUGUGAGACAUGUGAUAUUGGAUAUUCAUGAUAACUCAAUAACUUAUUAUCCUGGUGAUAAUAUUAUUUUAUAUCCAUCUAAUCCUUCUAAAGAGGUAGAAAGUUUUCUUGAAUGUAUGAAUUGGUUGGAAAUUGCAGAUAUUCCUUUGCAUAUAUCUUCAAAAAGGAUUUAUAAAAAUUCAUUAAUUCCAUCAGAAGCUACAUUACGAUUUCUUUUUACAAACAUAUUAGAUUUUUUAUCAGUUCCUCGGCGGUCAUUUUUUGAAUUUUUGCUACAUUUUACAGAUAAUAAAGAUUUUAUUGAUAAAUUUCAUCAUUUUCGUAGCAUUGAGGGCCAAGAAGAUUUAUAUGAUUAUGUUAAUCGUCCAAGAAGAACUAUUUUAGAGGUUAUUCAAGAUUUUUCCCCUUUAAACAUUCCAUUAGAUUAUAUAUUUGAUGUUUUUCCUAUUAUAUCUGGUCGAAAAUUUUCUAUUGCUAGUAGUUUAAAGACUAAUCCAGGACAAAUUCAUUUAUGUGUAGCAAUCGUUAAAUAUAAGACAAUUUUGAGAAAUUUCAGAUACGGUCUCUGCACAAGGUGGAUUUCUUUCCUUUCAGAAGGCAUUGAAAUAGAGAUCGGUUUUUCUUCAGGAACUUUAAAAAAACCUAAAUUGCCUUCAAUUCCUAUUGUUAUGAUAGGGCCAGGAACAGGUGUUUCACCAUUGCGUUCAUUGAUUCAAGAACGUAUUUUUGAUGGAUGCAAAAAUAAUAUAUUAUUUUUUGGAUGUCGUUCACAAUAUAAAGAUUUUUUAUUUAAAGACGAAUGGAUGAAAUAUUGUAGCAACAAUGAUUUAAUCUUAUUUACAGCAUUUUCAAGAGAUCAGAGCGAAAAAAGAUAUGUUCAGCAUGUUAUGGAAGAACAUUCAGAGAUUUUAUAUGAUUAUUUAUAUAAUAAAUUAGGGAUUUUGUAUCUAUCAGGAAACUCUCGUUUUAUGCCAGAAGCAGUUAAACAGUCUUUUCUUAAUGUUUUAAUGAAAGAAGGAAACCUUUCUGAUGAACAAUCUAAGACUUGGCUCUUAAAAAUGGAAAAAGAAGGUCGAUAUUUACAAGAAACAUGGUCAUAA
This is a messenger RNA of Pneumocystis murina B123, 1749 nucleotides long. RefSeq lists its product as hypothetical. The record is from RefSeq and is a predicted model, not a curated record. Gene Ontology annotation, cellular component: cytosol. Gene Ontology annotation, molecular function: flavin adenine dinucleotide binding; NADPH-hemoprotein reductase activity; FMN binding. The transcript is spliced from 9 exons. Bases 1 to 1749 code for a protein of 582 amino acids. Lineage: Eukaryota; Fungi; Ascomycota; Pneumocystomycetes; Pneumocystales; Pneumocystaceae.